AUGCCCAUUUACUUGAUAAGACGAGCCGAACUAGCUUCAGUUAUUGUUUUCACCGUCCUAGACGUUUUUGUUUUGCUUACAAUCAGUUUACUAUUCAUAAGAUGUGUAUUGAAUCUUGCAAAAGGAAUGACCCAAAUUGAGGUUUGGGAGUGGGAAAGAUUAGAAAGUCAAUUCCACAGCAGACGACUAUGGAUGCAAAUCAGAUCCAACUAUGAGAAAGUGUUUGGAAAAAAGUUGCCAAAACUAUCUACUUGGACGAAUGCAACCCUUGAGGAGGAGGAUGUGGAUGAGGAGGAGGUGGAGGUGGAUGAGGAGGAUGAGGUGGAGGAGGAGAAAGAAAAAAAGGAGUACCCACCAGAGUGGAGUGAGAGUGAACUUGACGCAGAAGCAAAGGAUAAAAGAAAAGAAGGCAAAGACAGCGACAUCCAUCUACAGGAAUCACCAAAACGCAGCUCAUCUUCGGAGAACUUGAACAAAGAGACUGAGCCAACUGUUGUACCUACAAAUUUCACAAUUGAUGACAUCAUUUUCCCAUAUGACUAUGGUGUAUAUGGGAACUUGAAAGCGGCUCUUGGAUCGCCACUUUUCUGGCUAAUACCAUGGAAAGGCUCUAGGCGGAACGGAUAUGACAUGGAACUUUCAAAAGACUACAAGGAAUAUGAUCAAUUAGGAUUACCAUGGCCGCCAGAUGGUUGCUACAAGGAACUUUCAGUAGGAGAUCAAUUCCAUAUCAAGCGAAGUCAAUGGCAAAACGACAUGGGAGAGGGAUUAAAUGAUUUCGGAGUGGAAACCGAUGUAGAAGAUGACGAGGAGCAAUAA
This is a messenger RNA of Lodderomyces oxycetoniae, 819 nucleotides long. Its product is annotated as palmitoyltransferase. The transcript has a single exon. Bases 1 to 819 code for a protein of 272 amino acids. The record is from RefSeq and is a predicted model, not a curated record. Lineage: Eukaryota; Fungi; Ascomycota; Pichiomycetes; Serinales; Debaryomycetaceae.